Agrilus planipennis (emerald ash borer) is the source of this 1605-nucleotide messenger RNA. RefSeq lists its product as uncharacterized. The coding region runs from base 513 to 1574 and encodes 353 amino acids. Lineage: Eukaryota; Metazoa; Arthropoda; Insecta; Coleoptera; Buprestidae. The transcript has 7 exons. The record is from RefSeq and is a predicted model, not a curated record.
UACCAAAUGCCUAGAGGACGCCCACAAAAACACCAAACUUUAAACUUUUUGCCACGUCACCAUGGAGAACAUCCUGUACAUUUAAAAGGUACCUAGUACAUUUCAGUUAUAUACAACAUCAGUAAUUUAAUUUUUCUAACGUAAAAACUUCUGCAAUUAAAACGGUAUUGUUCCCUCUCAAGAGGCACUUUUAAAAUGACGAAGAGUAAAAUUUAAGAUAUUUGACAAAUAGAACAUUAAAUAACAUUAACAACAUUGAAAAAAAAACAGAAUUGAAAGUAUAUGUAGGUACUAAAAAUCGCUUGUUGUUGAAACUCGACUAAUAGGCAAAUAUCGUACUGUCCAAAACGCUGGUAAUCAAAAAUCCUUAUAUGACCUUGGAGGGAGCGCGUGACGUCACGAUACUGUUGAGUGUUCUCAACAGCAGUGUAGGCAAUCGCUUUGCGGCCUCUGCAGUCGACAAAAGUGUUCAUUAUUUACGUAGUUUCGAUAAUUAAAGUUCCAUUUUCCAAAUGCCAACCCCCAAAAUGAGCUAUCGGUGGUGUUAUGUGCCUAACUGUGGAAACACAACAAGAAAAACACCGGGAAAACUGUUUUUUUGCGUACCUUUAGAAGAAAGAAUGAAAAAAAAGUGGUUUGGUGUUGCUCGUCGCAAGUACAUACCAACAAAAACGCGCUUGUUUUGCUGCGAGGAUCAUUUCAUUUUGAAGCAUGACAUGGAAAACUACUUAAAGUAUUCAUUAACGGGUACCGCAAAAAAACUGAAAAAAGACGUUCUGCCCCACAUUUUCAACUGCCAAAAUAAUAGAAAAGUUACGGAAAAUCUUUGUUCUCCUUUGAAAAAGAGAAGUUGUCAAACCCAAGUGAUGGAAACAAUAAAGGAGUCAACUGCUACAUAUUCUGGAUCCUCAAACUCCGAAGAAAUUGGUGAAAAUGAAUCACUAAACGUCAUAGAGAAUGGUCAAAAUGAAAAACAAUCUGAUGCAGUUGCAAAAACUAAUGAACGAAAAAGAAGUUGUUCGACUGAAUCAACUACAGAAGGUUCAGAAUCCAAUAAUUUCACAUUAGAAAGAAGAGGUACAGCUGAAUUAGGAACAAAAAAUGGCAAGGAAUUCAAUUCUGAAAGCUUGAAUGCUGACCCAGAAAAUAGUGAUGAAAAAGAAAAACAAAAUGUAGCUGCUGUAAAUAGUAUACAAAAGGAUUUUUUAACUGAGGUGACUCUAGAAAAUAGCGAUGUUAAUUCAGAUGACCAACCGUUCACGUUGAGAGGUUACAAAAGAAGAAGGAGAAAUUUAAUGAAAUGGAGUGAUGAAGAAAAACAAGUAACGGAAAAAUUUUUCCGUAGACAUAUCAACCUGAGAAUUUCUCCAAAAAAGCGAGAAGUACUACAGUUAAUAAAAUUGCAUCCAAAACUAUUCAAAGAUCGAAAGUGGGAUGUUAUAAAAGUUUAUGUAUGCAACAAAUACAAUUCUAAAAGCAAAAGUAUGGCUUUGUCUCCAGUUCAGACAGAUUCUAUUGAUUUGGAAAGUGAUGGUAUGUCAUGCGAUUCAGCUCGAAGGAAAGAGAUUGAGUAACUAUUUUAAUGUAUUUACAUAAUACAAUGAG